Sphaeroforma arctica JP610 is the source of this 475-nucleotide messenger RNA. RefSeq lists its product as hypothetical. The transcript is spliced from 4 exons. Lineage: Eukaryota; Ichthyosporea; Ichthyophonida. The annotation marks the transcript as partial. The record is from RefSeq and is a predicted model, not a curated record.
AGGACAUACAAAUGUAAUAAAGGCAACGUAAAUACAUGUAUAUUAUUUAACUAUAUUCCCUUCCUCUCUCUACUAAACAACUCAGCAUAGAUCAUAUAAUCGAGUAACUAGAUAGCUGUUCUUAAAACCCGGAUCGUAUCUGAGGGACACAAGUGAGUUGUGAAAAUGCCGUUACUAACAGGCGAGCUCACGGUUGAGCUGCGGGAGGCUGUAGAUGUACCGAUCAGCAGCGCGUCGGACAGCAUGCUGGUUUGCUGCGGUAGUAUCGACAGUGUGCCGCGGUUCUUUCGCACUCUGGCAGUGAACAAGAUCAAGCCUACCUGGACGGAGAAGUUUGUGCUCAAUGUGCGCAAUGCGGAACGUCUGAUCCUACACUGUGGGUCGCCAACUGAAAGCUUAGCACAGGAAAGAAGACACCCCAUCAUCAUUCUCCUCCACAAAUACCUGCAAGACGGGCAUACCACGGUAAUGGUUG